This is a messenger RNA of Acinonyx jubatus (cheetah), 7209 nucleotides long. RefSeq names its product neuronal PAS domain protein 2 (gene NPAS2). Gene Ontology annotation, biological process: regulation of transcription by RNA polymerase II; circadian regulation of gene expression. Gene Ontology annotation, cellular component: cytoplasm; CLOCK-BMAL transcription complex; nucleus. Gene Ontology annotation, molecular function: RNA polymerase II cis-regulatory region sequence-specific DNA binding; DNA-binding transcription factor activity, RNA polymerase II-specific; protein dimerization activity. The record is from RefSeq and is a predicted model, not a curated record. The coding region runs from base 3862 to 5952 and encodes 696 amino acids. NCBI's taxonomy places the organism in Eukaryota, Metazoa, Chordata, Mammalia, Carnivora, Felidae. The transcript has 18 exons.
GAGGGGAAGGGGGAGGAAGAAUUACGUCUCUGCACUGACUUUUGGCUCAGAGAGCCUCCUCCUUAGAAUGCAGCGAUUAUGUUUCCCUUAGUAGAACACGUUUUGAAAACAAAAUUCUUUUCAAGUUAGGCUUUGAACUUGAGUUCUGUUACAUCAACAUGGCAUGUGGGUGUCAACUGUAAGUGACCCUGUGCCUCCCUGCCCUUUCUGGGCUGAGAAAGAUGCUCAUGUGUCUUCCUCCAGAAAGUUAGGUGCCCAUGCCCAUCUCCAGGGUUGUAUUUGUGGAAAUCUGGCUGAUCCGGGCCAGUGGGCUUCUUCAAUGUCCUGUGUCUACAUUUGGGUGAAACUGCACAGAUGAGGAUGAGUCGCUACACAAACGUGUGGCUGGGUGUUCUGACUUCCAAACUGGGCGUUAGUCUGGGAGCGCAUGGACGUGAUAGUGGAGGGAGAGAAGGCUCCAGACCUGGCACGUCUGGGCCCUUGACUUAGAAGAGGCAACAGGACAAAUGAGUUCAGCGAAAGGAAGUUAGGCACUGGCUGCAUGUCCGUGGUUCCUGGCAGGGUUUUUGGAGAGUGGCUUCUUUCUGUAUCUCCUCUUAGGUGCCUGUACAAGACUGAUGUAAACUUUAAUUUACAUAGAUUAACUAUGCAGAAAACAGAAAGUACUGGAGUAAGAAAGUGCCAGAACGAAGAUGUCCAAAUAUUAUGAAAUAUAAGCGCAUUAAUGAACAUUUGCAUAAAAUGAAAGAUACUUAAAUCUGCAUGUGAACUAUAUUUAAAGAAAAUACAGAACUUUCUCCAGAAGCAAUGCAUUUUAAGUAUGUUAAAUUUAGACCAGCUUGAGAAAUAUAAUGUUGAAUUAAUGUAUCAUUAUGCUACUUUACAUAAACCAUUUUAUCUUUUAAUUCUUAGGGAACAGUAGUUAAAACGCAUAACCCUAUAGCACCCAGCCUCUUUUUCAGAAUGUGUAGCACAGCCUUCUUUCUUUCCCACUGAGUUUCAAGAAAUCAAAAGUGUUUGAGGAAACAAGACUUUUAUAAAGUUAAAAAUGGAUACAUAUUUGGGCUGAAAGGCAGGACUGAGAUUCAGUAGACUGGAAUUUCUAGAAAAAGAUUUUUAGAUUUGUAUGUAUAUUCUUUAAAGAUUUUUAAAAAUUUUGUUUUGAGAGAGAAAGAGAGAGAGAGCAUACGAGCAGGGGAGGGGCAAAGAGAGAAGAGAGGGGCAGAGGAUCCUAAGCAGACUCUGUGCUGACAGCAGAGAGCUCGAUGUGGGGCUCAAACCCACCAACUGUGAGAUCAUGACCUGCACUGAAGUCAGAUGCUUAAACGACUGAGCCACCCAGGCGCCCCUGUAUGUAUAUUCUUUAUGCACUUUCCCCUGUUCCCAGUAUAGACUUCUUGAAGUGGAUCUAAAGGAAUCAUGCUAGGUGAGUGAAUUAAGCCUGAAAUUAAGACUGUACAACAAGCAGGUCUUCUGGACACAUUGCAGCUUUGAGGAGUCUGGGAAACCCACCAACUAGUACUUCUGAUUGAUCUUUGUUUUAGACUUUUAUUCCAACCUGUUGCUCCUCAGUAGACACAGACCUGGUGAUGAGUAACUGUACCUCCAGUAUAUUCUCCCAGAUGGCCUGGGCCCUGGAGUGGCCCCCACAGGAUGAUGUUGUCACCAUUUGCCACUAGGCAAUUUCUAACUAGUUUGUGUCUCUUUCUAGCUGCACAGCCCUCUCCUUUUCCAGAGCCGUUUCUGGGAAUGUGACGGAUUCAGAUGCCAUGUCUUGAUGACCAUGAGGUUCCUCUCUGUUUCUGCCCCUCCCCCACUUGCACUCUGAAUGAAAGAAAGAAAGAAAGAAAGAAAGAAAGAAAGAAAGAAAAGAAAAGAAAGAAAAGGAGGAAGGGAAGGAAAGAAGGGAAAGCUCUUGUUGAUUGGCAAUUAAGGAAUUUGUAGUACUUCUUCUGAAUUUUAUUCAGAAAAGCUAUAGUGAUCUUUUCUCACAGCCCAGAGGUUGUCCCAGAGAACACAAGAAGCAUCAGACACAGGAAUUGACAUAAAGGGGUGUUUUCAUGUCUUUCUGGCAUGUGGCAGGUAUAAAAUUUGGGCCAUUAUGGCGUUUUGGGUGUCCCCGAAGCUGUUCUCACAGUCAACUUUACUUUGAGAGGGACGCAUGACUUCCCAGUCACAGAGUGUUGAGUCACUCAGAUGGUACUGAGGGGACCUUCUAAAACCACAACAAGCAUUUUCCAAGCAGUGACUCAGCGCACGUCUUGUGCAUUGGAUGGGAAACACCAAUAAGCUGAUGAAAGUUAUCUUCCAUCUAUAAAUACCUUCAGCUCUUUAACACCCACAUGCUUUACAAAUCCAAGAGGGGCUUGGGCUCACUGUGCAAGAUCAUUUGUACUGUUUCUAUUUUCCCAGUACUCUGCCCCACUUUUUCCUAAAAGGUCCAGCUGACAUCCUCAACAGUGGCCCCACCUUGUAAAAUUCACCACCAGGAGGGCUGAAAAUAUGACUGAAAAAAAAACCAAUUAGGAAAAGAAACAAAAGGUACCAGGAUGUACCUCUGUGUUCACCAUGACCCAUAAAUUUUAUUGGGGGUUUUUUAAUCUCGGCCCUAUGGACAUCUCAGACCUCAUCAUUCUUUGUUGGGGGGGGAGCAUCCUGUGCAUCGUCGGAUGUUUCAAAGCAUCCUCAGCCUCUACCCACUAGAUGCCAGCAGCACCCACCCCAGUAGUGAUGUCUGCUGACACUGCUAGAUGUCCCUAAUGGGGGCAGGGGGGAGGGGUCGCUUUGCCCCUCAUGGAAAAACACUGAUGUAAUCCAAAAGGAUGAGGUCCUUAAGAAACAUGCUUUAUAUUAGUUUUCAGUCUUAUAUCCUGCCAUAUGUAAGUAUAAAAUAACACAUGACCCUAGUGUGCAUUUUCCUGGUGAAGAGAACUCCCUCCCAUUUUGGCACAGUGCCUCUUGUGUGCAGUUAGCGGACUGUUUCUGAUUCCUGCUGCAGUGCACUUAGCUGCACCCACCUAACAGACAAUGCAUGCCCUUUUGGCAGUGCAGACCUCCAGUAACACCCGGGAGGAACUAGCUGAAUGCAUACAAAACGUUUCCAAAACUUUCUAAGCACAUAUUUCAGUGUGGCUUUUUUCCCCCUUUAAAGCAGAAAAAUCUUCACAUUCAGAGAAGAUUUGACUUCAAAGAUACUGUCAAUAAAGCAACAGUGAUAGGUUUACAGUAACUAUCCACCUGAGCCUUUUACUCCCUCAGAGAUUUGUUUUCUGGUGAGAUGGGCUUUGUUUUAAUCUUUUCCAUCUAUUCUGGGCACCUAUAUAGCCCGUAGCCAAGAGGACCCCAUUCAGAAUUACAUAGUCUGAAUUUUAGAAAUCACCUUGCAUAUCUUAUGAAAGCAUCACGAGAAUCCAGUAAAGAAUCUAAAAACAAAACCGCAAAGGUGUCUGUAAGAAAAUGUUGACGGCUGGGGUGCCUGGGUGGCUCAGGUGGUUGAGCCUCCAGCGUCAGCUCAGGUUAUGAUCUUACAGUUUGUGAGUUCAAGCCCUGCUUCGGGCUCACUGCUGUCAGCUCAGAGCCUGCUUUGGAUCCUCUGUCCCCCUCUCUCUGCCCCUCCGCCACUUGCGCUUUCUCUCAAAGAAAGAAAGAAAGAAAGAAAGAAAGAAAGAAAGAAAGAAAGAAAGAAAAACAUUGGCAGCCUCCACCCCUUCUUUCCUAUCAGAAGCAUCUACAGCAGCAUGCCUCACAUACAGUAGACACUCAGCAUUAGACGGCUUCAUCAUCGCAGUGACCACAGAUGGCAGCAUCCUCUAUGUUUCAGACAGUAUCACGCCUCUCCUGGGGCAUUUACCGUCAGAUGUCAUGGAUCAGAAUUUGUUAAAUUUUCUUCCAGAACAAGAACAUUCAGAAGUUUAUAAAAUGCUCUCUUCCCAUAUGCUUGUGACAGAUUCCCCCUCCCCAGAAUACUUAAAAUCUGACAACGAUUUAGAGUUUUAUUGCCAUCUUCUCAGAGGCAGCUUGAACCCAAAGGAAUUUCCAACUUAUGAAUACAUAAAAUUUGUAGGAAAUUUUCGCUCUUACAACAAUGUGCCUAGCCCCUCUUGUAAUGGCUUUGACGGCACCCUUUCAAGGCCCUGCCGGGUGCCGCUGGGAAAGGAGGUCUGCUUCAUCGCCACAGUUCGUCUGGCAACACCACAGUUCUUAAAGGAAAUGUGCAUAGUUGACGAACCUUUAGAGGAAUUCACUUCAAGGCAUAGCUUGGAAUGGAAAUUUUUAUUUCUGGAUCACAGAGCCCCUCCGAUCAUAGGAUACCUGCCUUUUGAAGUUUUGGGGACCUCAGGCUAUGACUACUACCACAUUGACGAUCUGGAGCUCCUGGCCAGGUGCCAUCAGCACUUGAUGCAGUUUGGUAAAGGGAAGUCCUGUUGCUACCGGUUCCUCACCAAAGGCCAGCAGUGGAUUUGGCUGCAGACGCAUUACUACAUCACUUACCACCAGUGGAACUCCAAGCCCGAGUUCAUCGUGUGCACGCACUCGGUCGUCAGUUACGCGGAUGUCCGGGUAGAAAGGAGGCAGGAGCUGGCUUUGGAAGACCCACCACCCGAGGCCAUCCACCCUUCAGCACUCAAGGACAAGGGCUCCAGCCUGGACCCUCAGCAGCACUUUAACGCACUUGACGCAGGCACCUUGGGCCUUAACACCAGUCAUUCACCAUCAGUGUCCUCCAGAAGCUCCCACAAAUCCUCACACACGGCCAUGUCAGAACCCGCCUCUGCCCCAAGCAAGCUGAUGGCAGAGGCCAGCACCACGGCUUUGCCGAGACCAGCCACCCUGCCCCAAGAGCUCCCCGUGCCAGGGCUCAGCCAGGCAGCCACAAUGCCGGCUCCCCUGCCUGCCCCGUCAUCCUGUGACCUCACACAGCAGCUCCUGCCUCAGACCAUUUUGCAGAACCCACCUGCCCCCAUGACACAGUUCUCAGCACAGUUCAGCAUGUUCCAGACCAUCAAAGACCAGCUGGAGCAGCGGACACGGAUCCUGCAAGCUAACAUCCGGUGGCAGCAGGAGGAGCUCCACAAGAUCCAGGAGCAGCUCUGCCUGGUCCAGGACUCCAAUAUCCAGAUGUUCCUGCAGCAGCCAGCUGUUUCCCUGAGCUUCAGCAGCGCAACGCGGCCUGAGACUCAGCAGCAACUCCAGCAGAGGUCAGCCCCAGCCUCCCAGCCCCAGCUUGUGGCCAGCCCUCAACUCCCAGGGCAGAUUGCCUCUGCCCAGGUGGCAAACCAGCACCUGCUCAGAGAAUCAAGUGUGAUAUCAACCCAGGGUCCACGGCCAAUGAGAAGCUCACAGAUGAUGCAGGGAAGUGGCCACUCAGUGAGCAGCUUGACGCCCCAGUUCAGCAGCACCACGGCUGUGCUCCCACCAGCUCUGAGCCUGACCACGCUUGCUUCUGCCUCCCAGGAUGGCAGCCAGUGCCAGCCCAGCCCAGACUUUGGUCAUGAUCGGCAGCUCAGGCUAUUGCUGAGCCAGCCCAUCCAGCCCAUGAUGCCUGGGUCCUGUGAUGCGAGGCAGCCCUCAGAGGUCAGCAGGACUGGACGGCAAGUCAAGUAUCCGCAGAGCCAGGCCGUGUUUCAAAAUGCAGACAUGCACACCACCAGCAGCAGCACCUCGCCCCCCGUCCUGCUGAUGGGACAGGCGGUGCCUCAGCCCAGCUUCCCCGCCGCCGCCUCCAGGCAGUCACCCCUGCAGCCCGCACAGGCCCCGCAGCAGGCACAGCACUUCCUGCAGGUACAGGCACCGACCUCUUUGCACAGUGAGCAGCAGGACUCCCUACUUCUCUCCACCUACUCGCAACCGCCAGGGACCCUGGGCUACCCACCCCCACCCCAGCCCCCACGCCCACCCCGAAGGGUCAGCAGCCUGUCUGAGUCCUCGGGCCUCCAGCAGCCGCCCCGGUAGUGCCCUGGCACCUCAGUCGGGUCACAAUCAGCUUUAACCAAUGGACGGACAAUGGGAGUGACCACAGGAGUGGGGGAGAGGAGUUUUAAACCCUUGGCUUUUAUGCACACUGCAUACAUUUCAGAACUCCUGGAUGGUAACCUUCUCCGGAGCACAGCAGCUGGCAUGUGACACAUGAUCAGAGUACUGGCCGUAUUUCCCUUGCCUGUGUGUUUCUCGGGCACACUCUACAGCCAUACUUGGAUGGGAACCGAGUGCCCCCGCGUAAGUGUCGUUACUCAGUUGACUUAGCAGGUGGCACGGCUCGCUGCGUCCUCCUGAGAGAGUGCACUGGUCCCUCUAGCCGGCUGUGGUCUGUCCACGCUUGCUAGCUGGCCUUCACUCUCUUGACCCUCUUUUCUUUGCAUUCGAGAAGCACUGGGUCAGAGAUCUGUUGAAGAGAGAGAAUAAAGAGAUUAUUUUUCAUUAUUUUUAAAUGGUUGUUUUUGUUUUAAUUUGCACAGCUGCACAGAGGAGAUAACUUAGGCACUUUCAGGUUUUAAAAAUAAUAAGGUCUCCUGACUUCAUUUGGAGACCGCAGUAACGAAACCAGCCCACCAAUCAGAUGGCAGAGCUGGUCAUUCUUCACCAGGCUGCAGACCCACACCCUCUGGCCUAAAACCUAAUGGAAGGAGGUUCUUCACCCCAUGCCCGUUCUGGUGAUUAUUGUUUCCCCUAAAUAUAACACUGGACUGUUCCUGUUUACUUGGUUGAUUGCAACUACAAAGGCCGACUCAAAGCAAAGCACAAUCAUGCAGCUGAUGUUCCGGAAUUCUGUCGGGAACUAUGAGACUUUGGAGGAAGAGGUUCCACAAGCCAGACAGGCCUGUGGAGCCCUAGGUCCCCGAGGAGACCCCACCACGCACCGGCCCCUUGAGUCAGAAUGCUGCAUCUUUCUACAGAUCUUUCAUGAUAAGACCGAGGAUUGGAUUCUCCUUUUCAAAAUGCACUUUGCUUUUUUUGUAUGUUUUGUUAUGUUGAGAUGUUUCUAAAGAAAAAGGUUUUAUGUAAUUAAAAGAUGAAGUGUAGUGAACUGUACAGCUGUUGUAAUAAUGACCUAUUUCUAUAUAAAAUAAAAUUGUAUGGAUUAUGUGUAAAUUAUUUUGUAUCUGAGACGCCAGUUCCUUUCCCAAAUAUAAAAGUAUAAAAGUUUUCCUGUGUUUUUCUGUGAGUGGAAAUUUUGUAAUAAAUUAACGAAUUUGUACAAUUUCCUCUGGA